AUGAUGGUCUCUGAUGAAGAUAAAAGAUGGCUUGUUGUGGGUAUCGCGAUGAACAAAGUUGCUGCUCCUGUUUUGCGGGAUGCUAUCAAACAAGGAAUGGACACUAACUAUACAGAUCUGGAGAACCACUGUCAACAUUUGACCCCACCUUGUACUCUUAAGAAAUUAACUCAUCGUCUAGUCCGAGCAGAUCCCAUCUUUGCUCGACUGAAAUUUCAAAAUAUUAACAAUAAUGAAAAUUUAUAUGGAAAGCACUCCAGUAGCUACAACUUUAACAUUAGUGACUCCAUAGAUUUGGCGAAGUUAUAUCUGCCAGAUUAUCUGGCUCAGUUUUCAGCAUUUGAUGAGUCAAUGGACAUGACUGCCAUCCUUCGUCUGUUAGGGUUUAAGAACUACACCCCUACCGCUGUGUUCUCCCCACACAUCCAGGCCUCAGCCAAUGAUGUCAGAGAAAAGGUAAGAAACAAGUGGGGCCAUGUUGAUGUAACUGAGUGGACAGAUGCCCUGUUCAAUGAUUGCUUUGACAAGCUGGAGGCAUUGGUGAGGAGUAUAGGACUGUCAGCUUGUGUGGAGAAAACAACAUUGGAUCAGCUUUAUGAAUGGCAAACAAAAGGUUAUUACACCUACACAAAAUAGAAUAAAAAUUAUCAUAUUCAUUGGAGGCAGACACUAAAGAAAAUUUUGCUCCUGCAAACAUCUAAAUGUGGUAACUGUUCAUCACUAGUAUAUGUCAAGUACAUGACGGAAAUUCGUCAUGUGUAAUUGUAAAAAUCUGAUACCAAUUGCAACAUUUCAGGAGGAGCCAUGCACCUUUAUUGUGUGUACAGUAAUUGUUACAGUAUGUACGUAUGUAUUUACUAGGGAAAACAAUUUCAAAAUAGAUGUUACCUAUAGUGGAACCUGUUAUUAGGGCACACCCUCGGGACCAAGGAAAGUGUCUCCUGAAUAGAGGUUAGGUCUGGGAUUUGUUAUUAAUUAACCUACAAAUAAAUAUUAUUCUUUUAUUCUGCCUCGGAAUUUGCUCCCACAAGUGCAUUACACCCCCCUGAUUGGUUUAAGUGAGUUAGUCCAUGUCGUAAAAGUUGCCAUCUUUGUGAUAAGUGUACCCUUAAACUUAUCAACGAUUUUUGUGGUCAGUCACUUUGUUAGUGCAAAGUUGUCCACUGAAUGGAGGUUAAACCCAGGUUUAGGGACCCAGAAAGAGUGCCCCUUUUCCCCUGAAUAGUGGUGUCCCUUCUAUAGGGGUAACAGAUACAAAGAUUAUGUGAACAUAUUUCGGGGACAAAAUUGUUUUGUGUCCCCUGAAUGGAGGUGUCCCUGGAAUAGUGGUUUGUCUCAAAGGAGAGGUUCCACUGUAUUUUGUUGAUACUCACAUGCACAAUAAACGCUUCAUUUAUUUUUUCUUUUUCUUUUUUAAAGGUUGUCAGUUAAUCUUGGGACAUGCUGUGGACAGGGAUCUUCUCCUUUUGGUACAAGGCGAAGUAAGAGGUCUGAUCAAGGACUACAACACCUUUGAAAAAAACCUUGCCACCCUUAGAAAUCAAGAGAAGCGUAAAGCAACGGCUUUAGAUGAACAUCACAAACGCCUUGAAGCGCUGGAAGAGAAGCUACAGGAGGCAUCAGAGAAUAGAAGUGAAGAAGUUAAAAAAGUUUUAGAAAGACUUUUGUCUUUCGAAAGGCAGUUAUCGAAACGACUUCAAGUGGUAGAAGAAAAAGUGGAUCAACUAGACCAAACAGUAGAACAGCUGAAGCACAGUCAUACAAAGACAGCUGGUGAAGUAGAACUGCUAAAAUACCGCCAUGCUGAGACUGCUGCAAAAGUAGAUCAAUUGGGUCAAAGAUGUGCUGGAGUGGAGGAAUUCAGGAUGCAAAUAAAAGCACAGAAUGACAAACCAGGUAAACUAAGUUUGUGAUCCCAUGAACAAUGACCAAUAACCUCUCAUUAUUCAACAUAUGAUCUCUUUUCGACACUUUUUAAUUUAGCGUGAUUAUUAAUACAUUUACCGUAUUUUAUACUACAGCUAACUUGUGCGCUCCUCGAAGUUGUUUAUUGCUUUGUUGUCAGCAAGCCAUGUUUUAGGUAUCUGUGCAUAGUUUACACUCGCUUAAGGUGGCGGUGGGUGCUCAAGGAAAAAAAUCAAGCCAAUAAACUAGGCGCUGAGUGGAUUCACUAAUGGUGGCAACGUGGAGUCAAUGUAUUAAACGGGAGAAAAGAUCGGUUUUUCGGUGGGUGGCGUUCGGGGCCUCGAUGAUUCCUGUUGCGUAAGGUCGCAUUUGUUGAGGACGGACUCGUGAUCAGUGAAAUGUGGACUAGUGUGUACAGUCAAGUUUUACACAGUUAGUAGGUCUUUCAUUAUUCCGAGUAAGUCGGAGUUAAAACCUAAGUGACCUUCUUCGUCAGAUUUUGCUUGUGAAUCAGUUUUUCAUGUUAUUUAAUAGUACAACUGUAUCAACCAGUGUUGUCAGACGCAGAUAAUUAGCCGUAUUACUGAUUGGAUUUCUUUCUCUUUCAGAUGCAUUAUCUUUGAAAACUUUCGACCUGAAUUCCUGUCGAAGCAAACUACAAGAUCAUUACCAAAAAACAGCAACUGUGCCCACCUCUGUCUGGUGUAAGAAAUCUGUAGUUGACAUUCACCAGAUCUACACUCGACUGUCCUGGGUGAAAGAGGAACAAACCCCAGCUGGAACAAGACAGUCUGAGGUGGAGCAUUACAGUGAUCUUUUCAUUGCAAACAAGAAAGGUGUCAUUCCAAAGAGAAUACUCGUGCAAGGGCAGACGGGAAUUGGAAAGAGCACGUUUGUGCUGCUUGUAGACUGGGUUGAAGUAAAUAAGGAGACUGGUGAUAAGCAAACAUCUGUCCUAAAGAACUUUGAGCUUGUGGUUGCUGUUAACCUCAAGGAAGUGUCCAAAUGUCAAAGCCUUGAAGACGUCAUAAGAAUGUCCAGUGUGUUUGCAAAUGAGGACAAAUAUAUGACAGAUGGCCUGAUUGAAUAUAUCACUAGCAACCAAGAGAAAGUACUACUGAUCUUUGACGGCUACGACGAAUACCGUCAUGGAUGCAACUCAGAAAUUUACGAGAUUUUUCGUGGAAGCAACCUGAGAAGCUGCUGUGUGUUGAUAACAACUCGAAUUUCUAAGGCUGACGAGCUACGAGGAGGUGAAGACCUGCAUGCCGAAAUCACGGGGUUUAGCAAAGUGGACAUAGAAACCUUUAUGCGAAGGUUUCUUACUGAAGAUGAAGUGCACCACUUACACCAUCAUUUACUUCAUAGCAACCUGUUAGAAUUGGCGAAAGUCCCUCUUCUUCUCCUUUUUUUCUGUACUCUGUGGAAAAGAGGAGAGGCAAAGGUCUUUCCUGAGUCUAAAACAGAUUUGUAUACGAACAUCAUCCAGUUCAUUAUAAAUCACAGCUAUCGCAAGCGAUCGCCGCCUCGCUAUGUUGACUUACAAUCUUCCAAAGAGAUCCUCUCAGAAAUGGGAAAAGUUGCUUUACAAGGUCUUCUGAAUGAUGAUCAUUUGUUUGAAUACCGUCAGUUGUCCGAUGCUGUCUUUUGUGACGAAAGCGUCUUCAUCGGUUUGCUUCAAAUCACCGAAUACUCAGAAACCUUGCAACCAGUUGGAAUGGUCUCCUUCAUUCACAAGAGCAUACAGGAGUUCCUAGCCGCUUGGUACAUCAUCUACAAAUGUAUACCUGAGGACGGAAUUGUUAAUGAAAUCGGAGUGAAGUUAGAGAAAUGCUUGGCUUUAGAGAAUGUAUUUCAGUUUAUGUGCGGCCUGAGUGAAGAUGGAGCAUCGAUGGCUUUCAUGCAUUUAAAGUCUGUCAGAAUCUCAGAUCCUUCGUUGGAUUUAUCCAAGGCAGUCCCGGACGUGGAGAAAGAAACCGACGUGCCACUGAGUGACGUCACUGACCGUCAGCAGAAUUUCAACGAUCUGGUUUUGAAUUCGUUUGAAGAAGUUAAAUCAAAAGCUGGACUUUCAGAAACUUGCUUGGAUUGUCUCGGGAGUAUUUUUCUCUCUCAUUCACAUUAUAUGACAUCAUUUCCUGAAGAACUUCUUAUAAAGCUAAGAGAUGCAAGCACCUGGUCUUUUAUUUUUGAAGGAAGAGAACCAGUGAAAACUGAGAGGAACCAAGUUCAAAUGCAACUUGAUUGGGCGACUUAUAUCGCUCAGCGAGUUACUGAAAGUUCUGAAAUUCAAAAUUUAGAAAAAUUUCUGAGAGAUUUUCUAAAUAUUAAUUUUUUUUGUUUUUGUGGGUUUUCUGCAGUCUUUAGUAACCGUAAUGGCCAGGUCUACUUUUGCAUCAAACACUUGGAAAUGACAUGUGAUCUCCACGCCAAGCUAAUUACUGAGAAUUUUGCUUCUUCUCAUGCAGCUCAUUCAAGUUUAAGACAGCCAUGUCUGAAAUACCUGAAAACUCUAAAGUUUUUCAAAGUUGGUGAUUCAAUGAAAGGCCCUUCCAUCGAUCCAUAUAAAGACCCUCUUUUGUAUCCUUUUUUGGAGCAAGUACCAAAUCCUUGCAGGUGCACUUUGUCUAUCGAGCAUUUUGUCUUAACGUCAAAAGAAGCGGUGAAGCUUGCAUCUUUGUUACCAAAGUUUGAAAACAUCACUAAUCUUGACCUUAGCCUUGCUGUUUGCUCUGCUGAGUCAGUAACAAAAUUGGUUGCCGCUAUCAAGCACAAGACUCUCGUGGCUCUAAUACUGAGUGAAAUCCACCUGACUUCAGUAGUAGUCGAUGCGCUCGGUCAGUCACUGCCUGAAUUAUCAACACUACGAACACUGAGAAUAAGUGGCUUGAAUGUAUGUUCUAAUGAAGCAGCAACGAGACUGUGUUCCGCUAUCAAGAACAAGUCUCUUGAGGAACUGGAAUUGAGAGACGUCAACCUGACGUCAGCGGCAGCCCAGGUACUUAUUAGUCAGUCGCUUUCUAAAUCAUCAGCCUUACGAACACUAAAAAUAAGUGGCUUGGCUAAAUGUUCUGAUGAAAAAGUAACAUUCAUUCUGAUGUCAGCAGUAGCCAAGGCGCUUGGUCAGUCACGUGAAUUGCCAGCCUUACAAACCCUUGAGAUAAGAAGCUUGGAUGAAAGCAGGUUUCUCGUACGGUUUAUUCCAUGCGUUUUGCAGUUUGAAACGCUGGAGAUAGGUGGCUCGAGUGAAUGUUUUGCUAAAGAAGUAACAAGAUUGUUAACAGCUCUCAAGGACAAGACUCUCAAGAAACUGAAACUGAGUAAAAUCAUGCUAACGUCAGUAGUAGCGGAGGCGAUUGGACAGUCGUUGCCGGAAUUUUUAGCCUUAGAUUCAUUGGAAAUAAGUGGUUCGGAUGGAUGCAGUUUGCAAGAUAAAGAAAUGGAGGCUCUGUUUGGCAGAAUUAACAGACCUUCUCGUCUGGUAACUCUAGUAAUUGAUCAUUUCAGCCUGAGAGGAAGCCUUUCUGUAGUCACCCAAAACCUGCACUUCUUCCCCCGCUUGAAAUAUUUAGACCUUUCUGUAACCGUGGAUGAAGCUGACCUUUUUGGUCUUCUCGAAAAACUGAAAUUGCUCCCUGAACUAGAACAUCUGACCCUGAAGGGUAUUGCACUGCGCCACUCAAUGAGGUCAAUGGUCCCA
This is a messenger RNA of Porites evermanni, 5605 nucleotides long. Lineage: Eukaryota; Metazoa; Cnidaria; Anthozoa; Scleractinia; Poritidae. The record is from the annotation of a GenBank genome assembly.